This is a messenger RNA of Symbiodinium pilosum, 1347 nucleotides long. Lineage: Eukaryota; Dinophyceae; Suessiales; Symbiodiniaceae. The record is from the annotation of a GenBank genome assembly.
AUGGCCGAAUCUGGAGAUGUUCCCAUGACCGACGCCACGCCCGCGCCUGCUGCAGCGGCACCAGCAGCGACGGGCGGUGGCCUCGAGAGUGCCGAUAUUUGGGGCGAGGACGACAUUGUUACAGCUGACCUCAAGAGGUCCAGCGUCGAGGAGAUCAAUCAGCGCAUCCGACUCCUAGACAAUGAUAUUCGUGUCAUGAAGAGUGAACAGCAGCGUCUAACGCACGAGAUUAAAACCAUCGAAGAAAAGACAAAGGACAACAAGGAGAAGAUCAAGCUCAACCGCCAGCUGCCCCACUUGGUGGCGAACGUGGCCGAGAUCCUGGAACUGGAGCCGGAUCAGGACGACGAGGAUGGCGCCAUGCAAGACAUUGACACCCAGCGGGAUGGCAAAAGCAUGGUGAUCAAGACCACAACAAGGCAAACCAUCUUCCUUCCCGUGAUUGGUCUUGUGGAGGCAUCAGAGUUGAAGCCGAAUGACUUGGUGGGCGUGAACAAGGACUCCUACCUAGUGUUGGACAAGUUGCCGCCAGAGUAUGACUCUCGUGUCAAAGCGAUGGAGGUAGAUGAACGUCCGACGGACCAGUACAGUGACAUCGGUGGUCUGGAGAAGCAGAUUCAAGAGUUGCAGGAGGCCAUUGUCCUACCCAUGACCCACAAGGAGCGUUUCGAAAACAUCGGCAUCCAGCCGCCAAAGGGCGUACUGAUGCAUGGGCCCCCCGGGACUGGCAAGACCAUGAUGGCCCGUGCCUGCGCAGCCGCCACGAACGCCACCUUUCUGAAGUUGGCAGGACCCCAGCUGGUGCAAAUGUUCAUUGGCGAUGGAGCCAAGAUUGUCCGUGACGCCUUUGUGCUUGCCAAGGAGAAAGCGCCGGCCAUCAUCUUCAUCGAUGAGUUGGACGCCAUCGGCCAAAAGCGAUCCGGCGGAGGCGAGUUGUCUGGCGUCCGCGAGGUCCAACGCACGAUGCUUGAGCUGCUGAACCAGCUGGAUGGCUUCACGAACCAGACCACUGUGAAGAUUAUUGCGGCCACGAACCGUCCUGACACACUGGACCCCGCCUUGCUUCGUUCUGGGCGUUUGGAUCGAAAGAUUGAGCUGCCGCACCCGAAUGAGGAUUCUCGCGCGCGCAUUAUGCAGAUCCAUUCCCGGAAGAUGAACUACAAGAAGGACGACGUGAAUUUCGUUGAACUUGCGCGCUCCACAGACGACUUCAAUGGAGCCCAGCUCAAGGCGGUGUGCGUCGAGGCCGGCAUGGAGGCGUGCAGCUUAGAUUCUCCGUUUAAGGAAGACAGCGGAGGGCCGUCGGGGCUUACAGGAAUGAUGCGUGGGUUUCCAAAGAGUGGAUAA